This is a messenger RNA of Eupeodes corollae, 1605 nucleotides long. RefSeq names its product zinc finger protein 836-like. NCBI's taxonomy places the organism in Eukaryota, Metazoa, Arthropoda, Insecta, Diptera, Syrphidae. Bases 89 to 1558 code for a protein of 489 amino acids. The record is from RefSeq and is a predicted model, not a curated record. Gene Ontology annotation, biological process: regulation of transcription by RNA polymerase II. The transcript has 6 exons. Gene Ontology annotation, molecular function: RNA polymerase II cis-regulatory region sequence-specific DNA binding; DNA-binding transcription factor activity.
GAUUUUGUUGACAGGACGCUAAGUGCACAUUUUUUUAAAAACAAAGUAAAAUACAUUUUACAAUAAUUUUAAUUUGUUUCCUUUUGAAAUGGAAGACGACUGUUGUCGAAUUUGUUUAUCCAAAACACAAAUACUUGAACGCCAAGAUUUAUUUCUGGGAGACAAUAAUUUAAGCGUUCUUGGACAAUUGUACGAGGAAGUUCUAAACAUAUCACUUGGUGAUGAACAAAUUACUAUCAAAUACAUUUGUAAUAGUUGUGGUCUUCAGUUGAAGUUGUUUAAACAACUGAAAAACAAAGCCUUUGAAUCAUUUUUGUUUCUCACGGAAUUAUUUAGUCCUUCUAAGGAUGAUAAUAUUGCUGAGAAUGAGGAAAAUAUACAAUUCGAAACAAAUGAGAUGCUUACCGAUGAUGCCGAUGCAUCAUUGAGUUGCGAUCAGACAAAAGCCGAGUAUGUUGUCGAAAAUGAAGAUAACACUUCACUUCUCGAGUACAGAGACUUUCAGGAUAAUGAACAGCAUAACAAUAAACCAACUGAAGAAAAUGACAACACUGAAUCAGAUACAAUUGAAAAUGAUAUUGUUGAAAAUGAAAUAACUGAAAAUGAUGAUAUAAUUGCAAAUUACUCCGAUGAAAAUGCUGUUGUUAAAAACGAAAAUGAAAUGGAGGAGGAGAAUGAGGCUGUAGUACAAAUUGAAGAAGCCCAUCUGGAAGACGAAAAAUAUAGCAUUGAAGAAUUUAUUAAACAUGAAGAGAACAUUGCACUUGAUACCUCCGAUGAAGAGGUAUAUGAGGUUUGUUAUUUGGACGAUGAAGAUUUGGGUCUGGACAACUCUGAAAAAGAAAUGUCCCAAGGGGAAUACAACGAAGAGUAUAUGAUUAAGGAAGACAAACUUAUUUAUGAAAUUAACCCAAGUAAAAGACGAAAAGCUGUUAGAGAGAGUUUUCAGUGCCCACACUGCGAUGAAACUUUCGAACUGAAAUCACACUUAAAGAACCAUGAAAGAAAAGUGCAUUCAUUUUCAACUAAAAUUCAAUGCCAUAUUUGUAACAAGGGAAUGUAUUCAAAAGAAACAUAUGAAGCUCAUAUGAAUGUACAUAAUGGGUUGCCUGCGUAUCAGUGUAAUAUUUGUGAGAAGGCAUUCAAUCAAAAAGUCCACUACAAUUAUCAUAUGUUGAAUCAUAAAAACGAAAGGAACAAUAUCUGUGAUGUUUGUCAGAAAGGAUUCAUAAGCACUGGUGAUCUGAAAACACACAUGCGAAGUCAUACCGAUGAACGACGCUACAAGUGUGAUAUUUGUGAUAAAAGAUUCCGUGCACACACACAUAUGGUUAAUCAUCGUUAUUCACAUUUUGAAAAACAAUUUGAGUGUCCUGUGUGUUUUCAGAAAUACAUGUCCCCAAAUACUUUAAAGACACAUUUUAAAGAUGUUCACAGUUCAGAAGUUCCUUUUGAGUGUGAAUUUUGUGAGAAAAGAUUCAAGAGAAAACAUCAUUUACAAGCCCAUUACAGGACACACGGAAAGAUGAUAGGCAGUAUAACAAUAUUAGAUGAUUGAUGUUAAACUAUUAAAAUAUUAAAUAAAACAGUUAUUGAUUAAAUGUU